Molecule: messenger RNA, 4006 nt
Organism: Danaus plexippus (monarch butterfly)
Lineage: Eukaryota; Metazoa; Arthropoda; Insecta; Lepidoptera; Nymphalidae
Product: cytotoxic granule associated RNA binding protein TIA1
Exons: 9
Coding region: 264-1403 (379 amino acids)
Molecular function (GO): RNA binding
Source: RefSeq, a predicted model, not a curated record
GGCGCCAUAGAUUAGAUUGAUAUAAAUUAGGAAAAUAAAAUAUAUACUCGUAAUACAACAAAAAUAAUAUAAAACGAAACAAAACAAAAAAAAACUAAAUUAUAUUUAAAAGAUAAUAACUAUACGAAAAAAAAACAAGUGAUCUAGUGUUUAAAGUAUAUUAUGUGAUAGACUUCAUAUUUUUUACAAGUGAUUGAUAAUUUUGACGUGAGAUUAAGCAAAAUGGCGACCGCUUGAAGUUACGUGUGGUGAUUAUUAUCAACAUGCUAACGAUGUCGACACUCAUGAUGCCAGCUGCUACGAUGACCACUAUGACGAAUGCUGGUCCCAUACCGGUUGCUGCCGCAACCAAGCUAGAGCCAAAGCUGCUGCAAUUGCCGCACCCAGCACUAAUGCCGCAAAUACCACAACAGCAACACCACCACCAACACCCACACGGGAACAACAAUAAACUCGAACACUACCACAUCUUCGUCGGUGAUCUCAGCCCGGAGAUUGAGACGCAGAAUCUCAGAGACGCCUUCGCCCCAUUCGGCGAAAUAUCGGAUUGUCGCGUCGUUCGUGAUCCUCAGACGCUCAAAUCUAAAGGAUACGGUUUCGUGUCCUUCCUUAAGAAAUCCGAAGCGGAGUCAGCUAUAACGGCUAUGAACGGCCAGUGGUUGGGGUCAAGGUCUAUACGAACUAACUGGGCGACAAGGAAACCACCAGCUCCAAAAAACGAACUAAACUCAAAGCCGCUAACCUUCGACGAGGUUUACAACCAGAGCUCCCCAACCAAUUGCACGGUCUACUGCGGCGGUCUUACGGCCGGGCUCACCGAGGAGCUCAUGCAGAAGACCUUCCAGCCCUUCGGGACCAUCCAGGAGAUACGCGUCUUCAAGGAUAAAGGAUACGCUUUUAUCAGAUUCUCAACCAAAGAGAGCGCGACCCAUGCUAUAGUUGCUGUGCACAAUGCUGACGUUAACGGAGCUCCUGUGAAGUGUUCCUGGGGCAAGGAAUCCGGUGACCCGAAUAACGCACAAGGAGCACAGUUGGGUGGCACUGCCUAUAGUCCUUUCGGCGCCUAUCCAGGAGGUGUUCCACCUUCAUAUUGGUAUAACACAUACCCGCAGCAACUGGGAGGUUUCCUGCAAGGAGUCCAGGGAGUGCAAGGAUACUCCUAUGCCGGGCAAUUCGCGGGCUAUCAGCAACAAUACAUGGGCAUGGGCGGCGUACAAUUGCCAUGGGCGCUGGGCGGAGGCGUGGGCGGUGUGGGCGGAGUGGGCGGCGUCGGUGGUGUCGGUGGCGUCGGCGGUGUUGCUGCAAUGUCUCAGCCGCCUCAAGUGCUGCACUAUCCCGUACAGCACUUUCAAGUCCAGCCCAUCGGUGAAGACGAGUGGCUGGCGCCGAGCCUGCUGGUGUGAGGCCAACGUGCCCGCGAGCCCUGCUGUUGUCACGACUGGACAUGAACCCGUUACACUCCUCUACGUUCGCCCUUUCAGUUUCUAGUCAUUCGUCUAGUCUUUCCUUUCUAGUUAAUCGUUGUUAGUCAAAUGCGUUCAGUUCAUUAGCUUCUGAGUUUUGGACAAUCCAUUGAGACAACUCUAAUAUCUCUACAAGACUUUGACUUGAUUUAGUUUAUCUUCGUUUCAAUGGAUUGUCCGAUACGUUACUUUGCUCGGGGACUAGCAGGGGCGAGUGCUGGCGAGAGCCUUAGACAUAACAAGAGCAUGCGAGAUAUAUAACGAUAAAAUGUGAGUCACUCUAACGAAUACUUAUUUAUUGCGGCUUAUGAAUGCGUUAAUGAUAAGGUAAUUUUUAAAAGAUAUAUAGUUAUUGUUAGGUAAGCUAGUUUUAAGACUAUACUGACACACGCGGGCCAAAAUCGGUUGCGAAAUUUGUGUGAUUUUUUUUUUUUUUGUUUGUGGAAUACCAAAGACGGUACCAAAACAUCUGAGCACAAGUAUAGUGUAAGAUUAGUGGAAAAUGUAGAUUUUUGGAACAAUGUUUAAUAGAAAAAAAAAGUCUAGAAAAAUGUAGGCAACAGAAAGCGAGUGAGAUGUUUUAUAAGAAAUUUUAUAUCCGCCGAGAACGCUAGGGAGACUUAAGAUAUAUAUAAUAUAUGGAAGCUAUACAAAGGAUUUUAAAGGAUUCUUUUGGACAAUGCCAAACAAACCUGUAUGAUAAAUCACGACUUAUUACUAUAACAAAAGGUUGUGUCUUAAUGUAAAGUUGAAUUGGAGAUCAUUGAAAAUACCGAAAAAGAAAAAAAAAGAAAAAUUAAAACAAAAUAUUAGAUUUAUUUAUCGGUUAAGAAAAGAAAAAAUAUUUAUUGCUUAGUACAUAAGAAUAUUUAAUCGUUUACUGUAGGUAGUGUGUAAUGGAAUGUGUGGGAUAAGUGCGUCUAGAUUUUAUGUUUGAAAAAAAAAAAAAAAAAACAAUGUUUGCUGUAUUUAUUUUCACUAAUUUACUUUCUUCGUGAUUGUAACCCCGACGGGGUGUUGUUUUAAUGGCAACAUUAAAAUGUAGUUGUAUAAACUACUGUCUUUUUUGAAACUUUUUAAAAAAAUGGCGAUUCUAGGACGCGCCUGUCAUAUAAUAUUUUGUAAAUGAUGUAUUUUAUAUAUUGGUAUACUGACGAUUGUUAUUGUUUAACUCCGUAGUUUCGUUUUCUAUUAAGCGUAAUUAUUUGAGCAUGUAGUAAAAACUUGUGAAACAUAUCGCUAGAGAAAGUAUUGUAAGAUUAUAUUAUAUUAAUGUUAUAACUUCAGCUAAGGGACGAAUUGUUUUGUCAAUUUCCUUCAUCGGUCAAUCGGGAACGAUCUGCGCCGUGGUAAAAAUACUUUUACUUCCAAGUAAAGACGAGAUAAUGUCAAAUUUGCAAAAAAAUAUAUACAUAUAUAUAUUAAUUAUAGCACAACGAUGUAUUUAAACCACGGUGGACGGAUCUUCCAUAGUAUCAGCAGUAACAGAGCGAUAGAUAGUCAAAUUUAGCGGUAGUAGACAUAUAAUUCUAGGUUUAUAUGAUUAUAUGAAAAAAUGAAUUAAUUUUUGCCUAUAAUUGCUUGAGUAGAAUUAUAUAGUAAGCGGUACAUAUAUAUCCGUAGAUUAAGUAAGUAAUGAAUAAUUUUAGAGAUCGCCGACCGUUGCUUAUACGAGUCGUUGCCUUUUUCUUGUUGCUAUACUUCCUUCUAAAAUAUAUAGUUAUAUGCUAUUGUUAAGAUAAGUCAUAGGUACGGCUUAUAUGUUUCCGAUAGAUGUAAAGGCUAAGGUGUAUAUCGAUGGACGUGCCCAUUAUAACAUGGACUAUUGAUACAUUAGCUAGGUAAAAUGCGAGAUUUAACGAAGGAUAUAUAUACUUAUAUAUAUACAAAAUUAUUAAGCAAAAUAAUUACAUAUAUCGUUUAGAUAGGCUAUGAAAUUUUAUGUGUAGUUUCAUUUUAAUUUAUAAUUUCGUUUCAUUUAUUUAUUUAUUUAUUUUGUGUCCAUUCCAUUGAUAUUAAGAUAUAAUAUAUAAUUUUAAGUCCCAAAUAACACCAAAUAUUUUAUAAUCCUUGACGUAAAUGUUAAAUGUAGAGUUGGAAUGUGAAAUCAAUUCUCAUGCUAAAUGAAAACUUUAAAUGCCUUAUCUAUACAAAUUUAUAAUCUUCUUUCUAUAUUGUUUUUUUUUUAUGUAGCAUUGUGUUUGAAAUGGUAUGUUCAAGUUUAUGUUAUUUAUCGUAAUCAAUACAUUACAGUUAGGUUUAAUUUAAAAAAAUCUCAUUUUAAAAAUCUUACCGUAUACAAAAAAAGAAAAAAAAAACUAAAUAUAAAUUACAAUAUUUUAAUAAUUAUCGAUUUAAUAUGCCGAAGACUGUACGCACGUUGAAUGUACCAUUCUGAACACGCAAAGUGCCAAACUAUUUUGUUAUCGAUAUUUCAUUUUAUAUGUAAAAAUCUUACCGAUGAAGUAUAACACCAAUUUAUUGUCAGACUUAGCGAAUAAUCCUCUAAGAGCGAUUCUAAAUUAAAUUCUGACAGCCUCGAA